Abrus precatorius (Indian licorice) is the source of this 399-nucleotide messenger RNA. RefSeq lists its product as uncharacterized. The record is from RefSeq and is a predicted model, not a curated record. NCBI's taxonomy places the organism in Eukaryota, Viridiplantae, Streptophyta, Magnoliopsida, Fabales, Fabaceae. The transcript is spliced from 2 exons. Bases 1 to 399 code for a protein of 132 amino acids.
AUGUCACCAUACAAGGUAGUCUAUGAAAAAGCCUGCCACUUACCAGUUGAGGUGGAACACAAAGCCUACUGGGCAAUAAAGACGUGCAACAUCCAUUAUGACUCAACUGGAGAGCAGAGGAAAUUGCAACUGCAAGAGUUGGAAGAGCUACAUCUUGAGGCAUAUGAGAACUCUAGAAUUUACAAGGAAAAGACUAAACAAUACCAUGACAAGAAGAUUUCAAGCAAAGAGUUCUACGUUGGUCAAAAGGUCCUCUUGUUCAAUUCUCGCCUCAAACUCAUGCCCAGAAAGCUUAAAUUAAGGUGGCUUGGACCCUUCACUGUUACAAAGGGUAAAAUUGUGAUUAUAGGGGAUAAAUGCUGCACAAAGUCAAGGAAGUUUGGAUGCAGUGAUGAAUGA